Ceratotherium simum simum (southern white rhinoceros) is the source of this 540-nucleotide messenger RNA. Lineage: Eukaryota; Metazoa; Chordata; Mammalia; Perissodactyla; Rhinocerotidae. The record is from RefSeq and is a predicted model, not a curated record.
GUCUCGGCAUGGCGCUGCCCUGGGCCCUCGCCGUCUUGAGCCUCCUUCCUCUGCUGGACGCCCGGAGCCCAGUGUGUGCCAACUUCACAGCGGCGCCUCUCACCAAUUCCACCCUGGACCGGCUCUCUGGCAAGUGGUUCUAUAUCGCAGGAGCCUCCCGCAACCCUGAGUUCAAGGAGGCAGCUAAGACCUUCCAGGCGGCCUUCUUUUACUUUGCCCUCAACCACACGGAGGACACAAUAGAGCUCCGACAGUACUUGACCGUGUGAGACCCCCACACCCUCACCCCCAUGCCCCGCUUCUGGCUUCUGCCCCUAGCUGCCAGGAGACCUUGAGCAAGUCCCUCCCCCGUCCUGGCCUUGGCCUUCCCAUCCAGGGAAUGGGGAGGGCUGACUCCAAUCGCCCUUGACUCCUGCCUUGAUGAUUGUGACAGGUGAUGGUCCACUUCUCCUUGACCCACUUGCUGCCUUUCUCCUCCUUCUGUUGGGCUUUAGUGGGAACCACUGUGUCUAUGAAUCCAGCAUCUUGAACGUCCACCGG